AUGGGAUUAGACCCCGAGAUGCAAGCUGAUGACUCCCAUUUGCAAGCAUUAUCCACCCACUGGCAGGAGGUCGCCGACGCCGUCACCGCCCACUGCCCCAACGCCUCCCCCGCCGCCAAAACCGCCGUCCAGUGCCGCCACAAGAUGGAGAAACUCCGCAAACGCUACCGCACCGAGGUCCAGCGCCUCCGCAACCUCCCCCUCCCCCGCUUCAACGCCGCCACCGCCUCCCCCUCCUCCUGGGUCCACUUCAAAUCCAUGGACUCCAUGGAGAAAGGCCCCUCCAAACCCGACACCAACACCAACACCAACACCAACACCAACACCAACAACAGCAACAACAACAACCUCGUCUUCCUCGACAACGACAACGAUGGCGGCAAUGACGACGACGACGACGAUCUGUACGAGGAAUUCAAGAACGCGGCGGGAUCCAACACCAACACGCGGAGCCUCAACAAGCUCUACAAAAACGGCCCCGUUUCGGGCCCCGGCUUCCGGAUCCGGAUCCCCGCCGGGGUGAGCGGCGGCGCGUCCUCCAAAUUCUUCAACGCGGCGCGUGGCGGGAGCGGAAACGGAAACGGAAACGGAAACGGCCCCAGGGUGGCGAAGAGGGAGAGGGAGGACGUGGUGGCGGAGAUGGUGGGCGCGAUCAGGGUCCUCCGCGACGGGUUCGUUCGGAUGGAGCAGAUGAAGAUGGAGAUGGCUAGGGAGAUCGAAAGCAUGCGGAUGGAGAUGGAGAUGAAGCGCACCGAGAUGAUCCUGGACUCGCAGCAGAGGAUCGUGGAGGCUUUCGCUAGAGCCGUUUCCCACAAGAGGAGUAAGCCCAAAUCCACGCCUUCCCCUUCCCACCACUAGCAUUUACCCAUUUACCCAUUUACCUUCCUUCCUAUUGCCUAUUGCCUAUUGCCUAUUGCCUAUUGCCUAUUGCCUAUUGCUAUACUCUUCUUUUCUUUUUCCCAACUCUUUCCUUGUGUUCCAUACUCGAACUUCUUCUCUGUAGCAUUGUAGACUUGUAAUUUUCCUCCAUUGUUUCUUACUCACUUUUAAUUCAUCUCAUUUCCUUUUUAUAGCUUUUUAUUCACAUUUACUAAUCCAUUAUUAUAUUAUUCUUAAUUAUAGGAUGAAAUGUUAGAAUAAGACUGAAUUUAGUAA
Cajanus cajan (pigeon pea) is the source of this 1155-nucleotide messenger RNA. RefSeq lists its product as uncharacterized. Lineage: Eukaryota; Viridiplantae; Streptophyta; Magnoliopsida; Fabales; Fabaceae. The record is from RefSeq and is a predicted model, not a curated record.